AUGGGCAUCUCCAUGGACGUGCUGUGGCGUGUUGGCAGAAACCAUAUCCAUGAUCCUCGAGACCUCUUCUCCCUUGCCACAACCUGCGAAACUCUUUGGGAGUUGCUAGAAAACGAGAUAUACAUUGCCGACAUCCUCCUCGCACGAGAUCUUCCAUCAGCUCGACCGCACUGUCGUUGUAGAAUGAGGAACGUAUCGAUCAAUGCCAUGUGUCGCCAUUUCGAGUGGUGCGAGACUAGGCACCAUAUUCUCCGCGGGCCCUUCCACGCAGCAGCACAACGAGGAGACGCAGGUCUCGUUUCUAGGAUUUCCAACCUAGCCUUGCCGUUAUGGCCGCAAUACAUCGAUACAAAAGACCCGGAGGGCUAUUCACCACUAUUGCUAGCUUCCAGCAAAGGUCACAUCGAUGUCGUCAAGUUUCUUCAUGAUAUGGGUUGCUAUAUUGACGCCUACGUCGUAGUGCCUCAUCUGAACCUGGACCAAGUCACCAGAAAACACCUUCUUGGUCGCGUGUUUGAAGAUCUCACCGCCAAUUCCAUGACACUCAAUCCUUUCACAAUCGCAAUUCUCGGGGGACAUGAAGAACUAGCCACCUACCUCAUGAGCUUCACCGCGAUAGCCGACUUGGAAGUGACAACUCACUGGGAAAUUACAGCUGACUGGGAAAGGAAUAGGUUCCCCGGCACGAGAAAAAGAACUCCCCAAUGGAUGUUAUCCGGUGCUCAUCUUCCGAGCCCUUACGCCUUAGCUGUUGUUGCCAACAUGCAGCCUGUCUUGAAAGCACUCUUCAGGGCUGGUAUCGCCGAACCACGUAUCGGUACCUUGCCCUCAGCCUUAUUCCUGGCAGCGACAUUCGAAGGGAACGAGAGCAUUUUGGACCUCCUCUGCUCUGAAGAGCGUAUGCACCGUCAUUGGGAGAUGAGACAACGAGAUGCGUAUAACGUUGAUAAAUAUGACGGAUCUCUAGAACCCUCCCUUCAAGACCUAUGGUUGCUGAGAACAGCAAUCGAAAGUGGAUGUCCCAGGAACGCUCUUUGUAUAAUCCAAAACUUCAUACAUGUGCCUGUAGAGUUCGACGAAAGACCGCAAUACUGCAUGGAAAUCAUCAAGGAUUUUGCCCUGUGCCCCAGCGGUGCCACACUGGUAAACGAGCCAAUCUUCGAUUACGAGUAUCAUCUAUACGGCGUCCACUAUCAUACGACCGAGCGCGCCAAUGGUCAAUUCGGAGACUCGAAUCAAACCAACGGCGGAGUAUCCGACGACAGGGAUGAGGGAGGUUCUGACUGA
Messenger RNA from Pestalotiopsis fici W106-1, 1287 nucleotides. RefSeq lists its product as uncharacterized. The coding region runs from base 1 to 1287 and encodes 428 amino acids. Gene Ontology annotation, molecular function: protein binding. Lineage: Eukaryota; Fungi; Ascomycota; Sordariomycetes; Amphisphaeriales; Sporocadaceae. The transcript is spliced from 3 exons. The record is from RefSeq and is a predicted model, not a curated record.